Messenger RNA from Chrysemys picta bellii (western painted turtle), 3189 nucleotides. The record is from RefSeq and is a predicted model, not a curated record. Lineage: Eukaryota; Metazoa; Chordata; Testudines; Emydidae.
AGGGACAUUUGUCUGUCGGACUUUCACGCUGCAUGGUGAGAAACUGACGCAAAUGACGCUGCCCCGUGUACUCGGGGGCGGGGAUUUUUCUCAUGGUCAGAUGUUUGUCAUGACUGUGGAGUUUUCCCAAAUCAGUGCCAGGUUCUUUUCACCUCUGUAUUAAAAGUUUCUUUGCUGCGCACUGACUCGGGGUGUCGGGACGCUUAGCGGCUCCUGGGGCUGGUGUGUAAUUUCCCAGGUUACUGGGUGGGAGCUCGAGCCGGCUCUGCGCUGUGUUGUUAAAAGGGACCCCUGGAUACGGAACCCGGCCCUUGUUCUGCCGACCCCACCUGGCGGAAGGGUUCAGUUACCACAGGAUACGCUGUGGUCACAGGCCGUUUAACCCCCCAGCCAUUGACGGGUCUGACAGCUCCAUGGUGAGCAGCAGCAGGUCCCUCCGAGGCUGCCUGUGGAGGAGGGGGGGUCGAAGACCAAAGCAAACUAUGGGGGAUUCCAUCUUCAUUUUGUCUUCCACCUUGGUUACAGGAAAUUGGUUUUAGCCCCCCAUGACCAAUCAGUUUGGGGACAUUUUCUUUCACUGUAUUUGUAAAUCCCUGUGCUUCCCCGCAUAAUAAUGGGCUGCUGGGAAUUCCCUAGCUCAGCAAUUUAAAUACCCAACAAGGAGCGACUGAUAUUCAGAGCAGGUUUCAGGAGGCCACGCUGCCUGUGCCGGUCCCCCAUUUCCUGACUGCGACUCUCUCUGGGCUCUGUGUCUGCCGGGUCCUGCUGGGCGGCUCCGGGCAAAUCUGAGUCUCUGCGGCGUGUGAUGUGCCCCGGCCUUUGUUCCCCAAUUUUCCUGUUCCUUGUCUGGGGCGCUCAUUGGGGGCUCAUCACAGCAGAGUCACCUGUCACUGCUCAGUUCGGGAGGGACGUCACCCUGAGCUGCCUCUUCCCGUCCCAGCCCGGCAUGAACCUCCAGCACCUGACCCUCACCUGGCAGAAGGAGCAGGUGGGGGCAGAGGCCCUGGUGGUUCAUAGUCACUAUUACGGGAGGGAGCAGCUGGCGAGACAGGACGAGGCUUAUAGGAACCGGACCUGGCUGGAUCCAGAGGGGCUGGCUCGGGGGAACGCGUCCCUGAUGCUGAUGGGUGUCCGCACGCAGGAUGAGGGCGUCUAUCGCUGCCACGUCACCUCGGAGCUGGGCACAACUUCGGAGACGAGGCAGGUUACAGUGAUGGCACCCUACAGUGAGCCUCAUCUGACCCUUGACCUCUCGUUUCGGCUGGGCCACACCCUCUUGACCUUCAGCUCGGGGGGCGGGUACCCCCGGGCGAGCGUGGAGUGGAGGGACGGGACGGGAACCAACCUGACAGAGCUCAGCACUACCACAGAGUCCGUGGACGCCUGGGGCCUUUACACCCUGUGCAGCGAGCUGGCCGUGCCUGUGGGGCGGAGCACCAACCUCACCGUGCUCCUGGUGACAGCGCCCGGGCGGGAGACCCACAUACAGCACAUCACAGUGGCAGGAGGACCAGGGCAGAGAUGGAGCCACGUCUGGCUGCUGGUGGCCUGUCUGGGCGCCGUGACCCUGUCUGUGAUAGUGGCUGCGAGGAUCCUUCACCCUCCCGGCCGUGGGACUUGCAGACGCUGCUCAGAGAGUCGCUUCACCGGGACGAAGGAUGUAGAGGAUCCUUCACCCCAGAGCUCGUUGCUGACCUGGGGCUGGGAUGAAGAUGCUGGUUUGAGUUGGGCCCUGCUUGGGAGCUGGGAGAUGUUGUUGGAGGACGGGGGGCGUAACUAUGAAAUCAAUUCCGUAGGGCGUUGGGGCCAAUCAGUGUCUGCGCUUCUCUUGCAGGGCAAAUCUGAGUCUCUGCGGCGUGUGAUGUGCCCCGGCCUUUGUUCCCCAAUGUUCCUGUUCCUUGUCUGGGGGGCUCACUGGGGGCUUAUCACAGCUGAAUCGCCCGUCACUGCUCAGUUCGGGAGGGAUGUCACCCUGAGCUGCCUCUUCCCGUCCUGGCCCGGGAUGAACCUCCAGCACCUGACCGUCACCUGGCAGAAGGAACAGGUGGGGGCAGAGAACUUGGUGGUUCAUAGUCACUAUUACGGGAAGGAGCAGCUGGAGAGACAGGACGAGGCUUAUAGGAACCGGACCCAGCUGGAUCCAGAGGGGCUGGCCCGGGGGAACGCAUCCCUGACGCUUAUGGGUGUCCGCACCCAGGAUGAGGGCAUCUAUCGCUGCCACGUCACCUCGGAGCUGGGCACAACUUCGGAGACGAGGCAGGUUACAGUUUUGGGUACGGCUCAUUCAACCUGAAGUUUCUCCUAAGGCUCCGUUGCCCUUCGAUAUCCGAUGGGCUGAGGGAGGCUGGGCUGGAAGCUGGUUUAUUUGCAGAUAAUCUCCCACCUCACGCCAGCGGGCAGCAGGACGGGAGAGGUCAGUGCCUGGCACUGUGGGUAUAAUCAGCACUGACACCAGAUGCUGUGACAUAGGUUUACAGGCUCCACCAGCUGCCCAGAGAAGAUAAGGUUGACUCAGAUCCAUGGGGCCACGUAGCCCGUUAGCCCAUUUCCAAGCGUGGCCAGCUGCUGAGAGGCAGAGGCAAGGGUAACUCUAGUGCACAGUGAUAGACGAACGUGGACACGGCAUCUUAGCAUUGAAAUGUGGGGCUGGAAGGGACCUCGAGAGGUCUCCUGUCAGGAGCAGAGAUUCAAAGAUCUCCAACCUACAGCUGAUUCCCCAAAGCAGAAGGGUUUGCAGCCCUCGACCAUGACUCUGGAUUAUCUGCUCCAUAGCAAUGUCCAAUCGUUUCUUCAAUCUUUCUGUGCUCCUGGCCUCAGUGAUAUCUGUGGGAAGGAGUUCCAUGGGUUAGGCUUGUAUUGUGGUGGGAGAAGUAUUGCCUAGAAUCAGCCUUUACUGCUUUACCAACUCCAUUUAGGGGUCUGGGGCUCAAAGCAAUGUGCCAUAGAGGGCUGAAGGAUGGCAGAGAUUGGUAGUUAUCCACAGAUUCGGAAAUGUGUCCUUCCAGGCUGGCCACCGGCACUCCAGACUGUACAGUUCAGACUGGAGUGGGGGGUAGAAAUAGAGGCAUAAAAUUGGGUUCUGUCUCUUAAGCAAAGUAAGCUGUCAUGCGAUAAAAGGGAAGGUUCUCUGAUGGAUUGGUAACUGGUUACAAGACAAGUAUCAGAGGGGUAGCCAUGUUAGUCUGUUUC